AUGUCCGUUUUCGCAGCAGCAGCCGCGGCCGUCCCGCCACGUUACCCAGGCACAACAUCACAGCCACCACCCUACAAGUCAUCUGGCUCUCAACCCCUCUCAACAACUUCAAACCCACUCUCCAUGCCUCCGCCAGUCUACAGAACAACCAGCAAUACUACCACCACAUCAUCACGAUCUUCCUUUUCAGCACAAUCAAUAUCAACCAUCGCCCCGGCCGAACCACCACAAUACGCAUCCAUAAUCUCAGCACCGCGGCCAAUCCCCCAACCAACCGCUACCCGCCAGCCCAGAUCAUCGACCCCAACCUGGAAGGACCCGUACGUGGAGACCGACGCCGCGGACUCGGUGUACGAGCUUCAGCAGCGGAAUUCAAGGCAGCGAGCGCAGGAGGAGGAGGAAGAUGACACCAAGAAUUGGUGCUGUGGAUGCUUUUGGGUGGGUCCUUCAGUUCAACAGCCGUGGGUGGCUCAUCUAGUUCUCUGA
This is a messenger RNA of Hyaloscypha bicolor E, 486 nucleotides long. RefSeq lists its product as uncharacterized. Lineage: Eukaryota; Fungi; Ascomycota; Leotiomycetes; Helotiales; Hyaloscyphaceae. Bases 1 to 486 code for a protein of 161 amino acids. The record is from RefSeq and is a predicted model, not a curated record. The transcript has a single exon.